Naegleria gruberi is the source of this 1194-nucleotide messenger RNA. RefSeq lists its product as uncharacterized. Bases 1 to 1194 code for a protein of 397 amino acids. The transcript has 4 exons. NCBI's taxonomy places the organism in Eukaryota, Heterolobosea, Eutetramitea, Acrasida, Naegleriidae. The record is from RefSeq and is a predicted model, not a curated record.
AUGAAAAUGAAUGAAUAUAAAAAGGAUGAAAAAAUUACAACUACUAAUAAUAAUCAAUUAUCUCAAAUUUCAAAUAAUACUACUACUAAUACAACUACUAAUACAAUUAGUUCACUUUCGAAUAAGAAAAUAAAUUCAUCCUCAUCUAACAAUUUAACCUAUGAUAAUGAUACAGAAAGUUCAAUUGAGGAAGGUAUUUACAGUAGAGAUUCAUCAAAGCCUAGAGUUUUUUUAGGUGAUGGCGGAUUUUUUGUAUCAACUCGUGGUUGUGUUAUUAAUAAUUCAAUUGUAAUAAUUUUGGCGGUAGAAGCUAUUUUCUACAUUGUAGUGGAAAUUGUAUUCCUAGUAUUGAGUUUUAUUACACCGAGAGAUACUUGGUUUAUUAAGAGAGAAACAUUGGUUUUAAUUACUUUACAAUUUUUAGCAAUUAUUUUAUUUGCAAUUUGUGGAUUUUUAGAUGCUAUUGCUAAUUUUACAGAUUAUUUUGUUCCAUUUGGAUUUGUUUUAAUGACCUAUUCAUUUGUGGAAGUUAUUGUUUGUGUUUUAUUUCCAAUUUUAGUAUAUUCUAAUGGGAAAAUUAAAAAUGGAAAGGAUUCUGAAUUGGAACAAUUUUUAAUGAAUAAGAGAACUUUUACAAUUUUACUUGAUUUUGCAAGAAGAAGUUAUUGUCCAGAAUCAGUAUUAUGUUAUAGAGAUAUAGAAAGAUAUAAAUUAACAAGUAAAAAGAAUAGAAAGAAAGCAGCAUUAAAAAUUACAAAAACCUAUUUAAAAACAGGUUCACCAUUAGAAUUAAAUUUUCCAAAAUUGAAUCAAACAUUUGAAGAAUAUUCACAAAUAAUUAAUAAUUCCAAUAAUAAUCAAUCAUUAUUAGAAACUAGUUUAUUUGAAUCAAUUCAAUUACAUUGUCUAGAUGAUAUGAGAGAUGUAUUCGAUCGAUUGAAAAAUCAAAGUAAGGAAACUAGAAAUAUUUUAGAACAAUGGAAAUUACAACAACAAUUAAAGGAAAUGGAUGAUAUUAAUAUUAAUAUGAAUAAUAAUAAUAGUACUACUAUUACAAUGCAACAACAAUUUGAAGAUGACUCAUAUUUACCAAAUGUAGAAUCAAUUGAUUUAUCAAAUAUUAAUAAUAAUCAAAAUAUAUUUAAAAUAAUAUUACCAAUUGGAGUAUUUGAAAUUGAUAAUUUAACAAUAUGA